GGAGGGAGGGAUGGAUGGAGGGAUGGAUGGUGUCAUCCUUAGGCUACCGAGAGAGAGAGAGACGGAGGACCUGCUGGGCGACUUAAACUUAGAGCUGGGCUGCUUCUGCGGCGGCAAGGCGAGGCAGAGGAUUGCGCGCUCCGGAUCCCACCACUCCCCACUGCCUGCUGCAGCCGCCGCGGGCCAAGGCGAGGGGCCGCGCUCCCCCCCUUUCUCCCCCGGGCAUCAGAGGCAGAGGCGGAGCUGGCUGGCUCUCCUUCCCCGGCCCGCCUCCCUUCCUCCCUCCCUCCGCCUUUCUGCGGCUCCAGCAGCUCCGCUUCGGCUCUCGGCUCCCUCCAGCGCGCCUGGAAGAUGUGGGCACCGGCCGCCGCGGGGGCUCUGGCCCUGGCCGGGGCCGCCGUGCUGCUGGUGCGGCUGCUGUGGCCGCACGCGUGGGCCGACCUGGCCUUCCUGCUGCGCGCCUGGCGCUGCCGCCGCCGGCUCCUGCGAGACUCCGGCAGCCUGGCGCAGCGCUUCAGCCGCCUGGCCCGCGCCCGCCCCGGGAAGCUCUUCUUGCGCUUCGGCGAGCGCAGCUUCACCUACGAGCAGGCGGAGCGCCGCGCCAACCGCGUGGCCAACGCGCUGCGCGGCUGGCCCGGCGGCGGCGGAGAGCCGCUUCUGCCCGGCCACACGGUGGCGCUCUUGGUGGGCAACGAGCCGGACUUCAUCUGGGCCUGGAUCGGCCUGGCCAAGCUGGGCGUCGUGCCCGCCUUCCUGGGCACGGCGCUGCGCCGAGGGGCGCUCCUCCACUGCCUGCGCGCUUGCGGCGCCCGGGCGCUCCUGAUGGCUCACGAACUGUUUGAAGCUGUGGAUCAAACUCUUCCCAGCUUGGAGGAAAUGGGCAUCGCCGUCUGGGUGCUGGGAGCGGGCCCCUACCCUCCUGGCGUGACCAGUCUGCAGAGCCUCUUGGAGGAAGCUUCGGAUGAGCCAGUGCCUUCUGAACUCUCCACUCCCAGCAAGAUGUCGGACACCUGCCUCUACAUCUUUACCUCCGGCACCACAGGACUCCCCAAGGCCGCCCGCAUCAGCCACCUCAAAUCCAUCAUGUGCCUCGGUUUCUACAACCUGGUGGGGGGGACCAGCUCGGACGUGAUCUAUGUGGCUCUGCCCCUGUACCACAUGUCGGGGUCUCUUCUGGGGAUCAUCGGCACCCUGGGCGUCGGUGCCACUUGUGUGUUGAAGAAGAAGUUCUCCGCUAGCCAGUUUUGGCCCGACUGCCGGCACUACGGAGUGACCAUCUUCCAGUACAUUGGCGAGCUGUGCCGUUACCUGGUUAACCAGCCGCAGAGUCCCCGAGACCGGGAGCACAGCUUGCGCAUGGCCGUGGGCAGCGGUCUGCGCCCAGACGUCUGGCGUGAAUUCUUGCGCCGCUUCGGGGACGUGCGAGUUGUCGAGACAUAUGGAAUGACGGAGGGCAACAUCACCUUCUUCAACUACACUGGCACCCUGGGCGCCGUUGGGCGUGCCUCCUGGCUUUAUAAGCUCUUCGGCGCCUUCGAGUUGGUCCGAUACGAUGUCCUGCAGGGGUCUCCACUGAGGGACGAGGCGGGCCGGUGCCAGCGUGUUGUGCCAGGGGAGCCAGGGCUCCUGAUCGCCCCCGUGACACCACAGACGCCGUUCCUGGGUUACGCCGGAGGGCGCGAGCUGUCCGAAGCCAAGCUGCUGCGCGGGGUGUUUGCCGACGGAGACACCUAUUUCAACACCGGCGAUCUGAUGGUGCAGGACACCCGCGGCUUCGUCUCGUUCUGGGACCGUACGGGCGACACCUUCAGGUGGAAGGGUGAAAAUGUGGCCACGACGGAAGUGGGUGAGAUUCUGGGCGCCCUGGAGGGCAUACAGGAUGUCACCGUUUAUGGCGUCGCUGUCCCAGGGCACGAAGGCCGAGCAGGGAUGGCCGCAGUGGUGCUGCAGCCGGGGUGGGAGUUUGAUGGAGCCCAGCUCUACACGCACGUGGUGGAGUGCCUGCCGCCGUAUGCCCGGCCCCGGUUUGUCCGAACUCAGGACUGCCUGGAGCGGACAGAGACCUUCAAGCAGAAGAAGGUUCGCCUGGCGACCGAAGGCUUUGACCCAACGCAGAUCCCCGAGCCCCUCUAUUUCCUGGACGACGCUGCUAAGAUGAACAGCCUGCCACUGUGAAAUUUAAAAAAAUGAAAUUAAAGCAGAAGUAAUGCCACAUAGCAGCAAGCAUUAAAGGACAAAAGGCAGUUCUUAAAGCCAGUUUUGCUGAGGAAGUAGCAAGAUCACGGCUCCGUGGAAUACUUGACAGCAGCCAAGUAGAUGGACAGUGGACCAUAUUUAACCAGUCAGCCCCGUCAGAGGGAACACUGCUAGGCAGGGUGAGGCCAAUUCAGUGCAAAGCAGCAUCCGCUUCAGUGUAAAAAGUGAGUUUUAUUUGCUACUGCCUUCAGGGCAUGAUGCAGCAGGGAUUUUGAGUUCACCAAAGAACCUUUUCCUUGCCCUGAGGGUCUCAGAAUCCAAAACUCAUCACAGCAGUGGAAGGGAGCCAGAACAGAUUGAAGCAAGGAUCCUCUAGUGAGAGAGCUUAAGGAAUGGUCAGUGAUGGAUGCUGGUGAUGGAUUUCAAACCUCAGAACCUGCAGGAGAGGAGGUGGACGUUGAGCCUAUGUGGCAGGCCGAGGAGCCUGAGCAUCCAUAGUCCACCGUGGAGCAUGUGACUGGGUCUGACCUCCGUAGCCGCUUCUGGUUUGGGUUGGCUUUUGGGGCAUGGACAUCUUGCCUUGAGAGAGAGGACCGUGGCUCUCCCGGUCCAGUGUCCUGGUGACUGCUGGGCGGAAUGAAAGAGCAGCUGUUAAUUCCAGAUCAACUGGUGUGGAUUGCAAGGCUAUCGUGAAACAUUAUUUCAAGUGGUUUAGUUGUUAAUUCAAAGUCACUACAGUCAUACUAACUGCCCAAAGCUAACUGCCCAAAGACACUAAAGGUAACGUAGCUCUACAUUUAGAGCUAUGCUUUUUAGCCUAAAAUUUCUCAUUAUACAAAAACCAUUCACUUGGGGAAAUAGUCAACAUUCCAGUCCUAAUAGAAAACUAGUCAUCAGGUAUAUCUUGUUUGCUUUUUAAAACUCUAUUAUUUUAACUCCAAUAUAUAAUUAACCCCUUUCAUAUGGAUUUAAAUCCUCUCUCUAAUCCUUAAAUUGGAGGAACAAUGAACGCCAGUUUAGAGUAGCUAGACUCAAUGAAUUCUCUCCAAAAUACCCAGCAAAACAUAAGCAUUUUGAAAAACAUCCAAGUGCAAAGGGUAUGGGCAAGAUGAUUUGCUAGAGCUGAGCUGAAUCAAAAUGGGCGGGGGGAGAAAGGAGUGGUUUUAUUUCAAUAUUCGUGACCAUUGGCAAGGACUACAUGUGAAGGUAAUAUCACUACUAUAACAAAUAGUUAUACACCACUUUUCAUAGGCAGGAAUAUAUUAGGAUUGAGAGCCAAGACAAAAUUGUUCACCAGUCUAAGCUGACUCUAACCAGCAAAUGUUAGCAUUUGGGAAGAGGUCUCUGGGGCCUGUUUCUUUUUAGCUACUAACUGAGCAAAGAGGCACCUUUUCAAAUGGUGAUUCUCUUUAUAUUUAGCAGGGGGAGAGCAACUGGCCCUAUCCAUCCCCAGUACAGCAUGCCUCCAGUGGUUGUUGCUGGCAGUAACCUUGUGUUUCUUUUUAGACUUUUAGGAUAGGGAACCAACUUAUUUAUUUUUCUCCGUUUCUACUGCUUUUUUAUGCGUUCUUCCAACAACACUCAGAAGUUGUUGAAAAGCAGUAUAUAAAUAUUCAUAGUGGUAAGCUGAUACUUUCCCUGUCUUUAAAAAAAAAAAUUUAAAGGUAAGAUACAGUUACCAUCUUAUUUAUCUAUUCUUUAUCUUUCUAUGUAAACCAAUUUGGAAACUUUGUUGAAACGUGGUAUAUAAAUAGUAGCAAGUAGAAAAAGGAGGAGGAAAUGUCUCAUUUGCACAACGAUAAAUAUGAAUUGGGCACAAUAUAUGAUACUUUUGCAAAAGGAAAUGAAUCAUUUGCGCAGAAUAUAAGUAAAGCGCAGUACAGUCACACAUCCACACCCAGGUCAGCAAGGUAGGUAACAUCAGGAGCCCACAACAGGAGAUGUCCAACCAUCCUCCUGAGAAGGCCCAUUGGAAAGGAAAUGCCAGAAUUUUGAGAGAAUACUUAGGAACAUAGGAAGCUGCCAUAUACUGAGUCAGACCAUUGAUCUAUCUAGCUCAGUAUUGUCUACCCAGACUGGCAGUGGCUUCUCCAAGGUUGCAGGCAGGGAUCUUUCUCAGCCCUCUCUUGGAGAUGCUACCAGGGAGGGAACUUGGAACUCAGAGAGGCUCCAUCCUCUGAGGGGAAUAUCUUACAGGGCUCACACUUCUAGUCAGAACAGUCCUGUCAGAACACUUCAGAACAGGGGUUCUCAAAAUUGAGUCCCCAGAUGUUGGACUACCACUUGCAUCCUCCAACAACAUCUGGGUGGGGACCCACGUUUGAGGACACCUUGGUUCCUUACAAUUGGAGAAUCUGCUUAAAAGGUAUUUUUGGAGACUCGCGGGCCUGUUUUCUUCUCCAAAACAAGGGAGAGGUGGAUUGGCAUU
This is a messenger RNA of Hemicordylus capensis (graceful crag lizard), 4624 nucleotides long. RefSeq names its product solute carrier family 27 member 3 (gene SLC27A3). Gene Ontology annotation, cellular component: endoplasmic reticulum. The record is from RefSeq and is a predicted model, not a curated record. Bases 352 to 2175 code for a protein of 607 amino acids. Gene Ontology annotation, molecular function: long-chain fatty acid transmembrane transporter activity; long-chain fatty acid-CoA ligase activity. NCBI's taxonomy places the organism in Eukaryota, Metazoa, Chordata, Lepidosauria, Squamata, Cordylidae. The transcript is spliced from 11 exons.